Messenger RNA from Saprolegnia parasitica CBS 223.65, 720 nucleotides. RefSeq lists its product as hypothetical. The transcript is spliced from 5 exons. The record is from RefSeq and is a predicted model, not a curated record. Lineage: Eukaryota; Oomycota; Saprolegniomycetes; Saprolegniales; Saprolegniaceae. Bases 1 to 720 code for a protein of 239 amino acids.
AUGGGCCUUGUCGACGACGACGCUGCGAUCGCAUGGCUCGAUGCGAGCAUCCCUACCGACGACGUCGACGACGACGCGUGUGCGUCGGACGAGGACUGCAGCGCCAUUUGCAAGCUGCGGCGGCUCGAGGCCGAGCGCCUUGCCAUCGAGCAGGACAAUGUGCAGCUGCUCGCGACGCUGGCAAAGUUUGCCGACCCGAAAGCGACGACGCGCAUCGCGCAUGAGAACAAUGCGAUGAAGCGCGACCUCGCCAAGCUCGCCACCACGUUCACGUCCAUCUCGGCGAUCGAGACGCGGCAGCGACCGGCCAAGCAGGGCGGGUGGGUCGAGUCGUUCAACAUUGGCAUCGAGACGCUCGAAGGCCGGCUCUUCACGCAGUGGUACGACUAUGGCGUCAUCAUCAAGCUCGCCGUGGGGCUCCGCGGCCUCCACCCGACGCACGCGCACCGCAUUCCGCCGCUCCCGAGCCCUGCAACCCGCCUCCAGCUCGUCCACGCGUUCUUCGCCGCCGUCUCGACCAUGCCGGGCUUGAAAUGGAAGAUCCGAGCGCCCGACAGCGGCACGUACAGUAGCGUGCCGUGCACGGCCGCUUGCUUGGAGACCAACUGCCUGCGCUUGUCGUCGUCGUCCUUGCCCAUGUUUGGUGUCCCCGACACCGCGCCCGUCGCGCCGCGGAAGAAGCACAACCGGUACAAGUGGUGGCGGCGCGCCACGUCGUAA